Molecule: messenger RNA, 2824 nt
Organism: Poecilia reticulata (guppy)
Lineage: Eukaryota; Metazoa; Chordata; Actinopteri; Cyprinodontiformes; Poeciliidae
Product: transcription regulator protein BACH1-like
Biological process (GO): regulation of transcription by RNA polymerase II
Molecular function (GO): RNA polymerase II cis-regulatory region sequence-specific DNA binding; DNA-binding transcription factor activity, RNA polymerase II-specific; protein binding
Source: RefSeq, a predicted model, not a curated record
CCUGUUUCUAAUGUCACAUGAUAAGAGGAAAGUCCAGCUUCGGUCGACCACAAUCUCUUUCCCAAAUCUACUUAUGUCAGUGUCAGUCAUCUAAUAUGGCAGGCUGAGCCUCUGAGAACCAUGACUCUGCAAACUCCUCACACAUCAGCAUUCACCUUUCAGUCUGCGUUGCACAGUGCCCACAUUCUCCAGUGUCUGAAUGAGCAGAGACAGCAGGACAUCUUGUGCGACGUGACGCUGUUGGUGGAGGACCAGAGUUUUCGGGCCCAUUGCUCGGUCCUGGCCUCAUGCAGCGAAUACUUUCGCAGUAUUGUUACUAGUGUCACCAGACAGAAUCCCAUCAUCACCUUACCUGAAGAGGUGACCGUGGAGGGGUUUGAACCCUUGCUUCAAUUUGCCUACACGUCAAAGCUGCUUUUCACCAAAGAAAACAUCCAUGCCAUUCAUACCAGUGCUGAGAUUUUAGGAUUUCGCAACUUGGAGUCAGGUUGCUUUGAUUUCCUCAUCCCCAAGUUUUUAGAGAGUAAGAAGGUCAGGAGUAAGAGCUGCUGUCGAAGCUCGGAGCCCGGUACCAGUUCGGACUCGUGUGUAGAAGGUAGCCAUGCAAAAUCAUUUGAGUCAAACAGCUCAGCGCCUUCAGGGGGUGAUGAGCAAACUGACUUGUCAUCACAGUGCCCUCAGAGCACACAGGGUCAGACAAACAGUGGGGAGGAACACUUUUGUUUUGAGAACUGUGGGCCGCAAAUGACUCCCUUAUCUUUAGAGUUAGCAAAUGGUGUGUGCCCCCUGUUGUCUCUGCCGUGCCCAGGCCCCGACAAAGCCGAUCAUUCCUCUCAUUUUUGCGAAAAAGACAUUUUACAGUUAGGAGAUGUAAGUGAUAGAAGUGAGUUGAGGGUGGUAGGGUGUGACGCACAAUGUGAGCUGUCAACACCAGCGGAUGAGAAUCCACCAGAAAUCACUGAGCCGGGAAGCGCAGAUAAUGAACCGACUGUUGAGACGCUUGGCGCUGAAGCCAGCUGUGCCCCAGCCUCCCGUCCACUGAAGACGUCAACGGCAGAAGAUUGUACUGCAGUAUUACAGCAGGGUGAGGUUUGUGCCGAACAGGGAGCUGCUGGCGAGUUAUCAGAACCUGCCUUAAACCCCCAAAGCUCAGAGGCAGCGAAUGGAGAGCGCAGCCGCGUAGAGAGGGAAGUGGCCGAACAUUUAGCUAAAGGGUUUUGGUCUGACCUGUGUCCAGGUCAGUCUCCACCGCCAUCCCUUGAUUCGGCAAGCCAAAACAAUUUGACCAAGGCCUCAGACUUUCACUGGCUCAGACACCUGGAUCUGAACUCCAGUGUAGGCGACUGUCCCUUCCUACGGGACCUCGAUACGGAUGACGAGCCUGGUACACAUGCUGACAACUUUUCCCAAGCAGAGAAGAGUCCCUGCAUGUCCUCCCCACUCAAUUCUGGGGAUGAAAGUGAGCUGGAAACAGACGGGGACACUGAGGCCAAUCACAAAAGAGCAGCAGAGAUUCAGCUCCCGUUCCCGGUGGAGCAGAUCUCUGAACUGAGCAGAAGUGCAUUCCAACAGCUCCUUAGAGACCAUCGCCUGACAAAAGAACAGCUUGAGUUUGUCCACGACGUCCGCAGGCGAAGUAAAAACCGCGUGGCAGCACAGCGCUGUCGGAAGAGGAAGCUCGACAGCAUACACCAGCUGGAAUGUGAAAUUAAAAAAUUAAAAAGUGAAAAAGUGCAGCUGAUUCAGGAGCAAAAAGAGCUAAAGAAAAAUCUGGCGGAGAUUAAGCAGAAUGUGUGUGGCCUCUGUAAGAGCGUCAACAUCGAGCCCUAUCAGGACCACUUGCAGCUUCUCGCUAACCUGUCUUCAUCUGACUUUCCCGUCUCAUUGCCCAGCCUCGUAGCAAAUAACACAGAGUCACAGCUUGCCGUUGAAAUGGCGAGUUCCUCUUUGGAGUGUGGACCGAUUGAACCACAACCCUGCACACAGGACACAGGCUGUCCUGUCUCUGCUCCUUCGUUGUUGGACAUGUCCAACAGCUUGUAAUUGGGUGAGAGUCUCAGUGUUGUUCUGAAAUUUACACGACCAAAAAGCAAACAGUUAACCAUCGUUUUACACUGCAGUCCUCUUUUUGCGAAUACUUCCUUUUUAUUUCAUUGACUCAUGUCCUGCUUUAAUGGAGGAACUGAAUCCAAACACAAAUAUGUAUCAUUUCAUUUUCUGUGAACCUAACGGGCAUUUCUCCACAAUAAACACAGAAAUAAGUAUUCAUGAUUUCAACAGUAUUGCACUGUUCCCAAAUGAAGUCUUCAGAAUGUUUCUGAACUGAAGUUAGUUUUUCUCAGGGAAAAUUACAGCCUGACUGUAUUUAAAUCCCACUUCAUAGCUAUUUUAAAGACAAAAUUAUUAUUCAUUGCGCUUUUUUAAAAAUUAAACAUGCACAAAAAAUAAGUGUUCAGUAGAUUACAAAUAAAUGUUAGAGCUAAACUACCUUCUCAGCAGCAUUAUGCAAUUGCACAUGCAGACUAAUUUUCAUCCUCUUGCAUUUUGAGAAAUGGUUCUUUUAAAUUUGAUAGUGUUUUGUGAAAACGUUAGAACUUAUCUGAUAUGAAUUAAAAUGUGCCUUAUGCUUCAGUAUACUAUCAAUUCAACAAGAUUAUGUUGUUUAAUGAAAAAAUGUUUAUUGUCUUAAGCACUGUUGCACAUUAACCCAAUACUAAUGUUGGUGGCAUUAUCUUUAAAUGUUAGUUCUUCUGCAUGUUGAGCAUUGUUUUUAUAAAAUGGUUUUAUGAAUUGCAAAUUAAAAUAAACAUUUUGUUAAUAAUCA